Varanus komodoensis (Komodo dragon) is the source of this 6743-nucleotide messenger RNA. It is a transcript of the gene CTTNBP2, whose product is annotated as cortactin binding protein 2. Lineage: Eukaryota; Metazoa; Chordata; Lepidosauria; Squamata; Varanidae. Gene Ontology annotation, biological process: regulation of synapse organization. Bases 63 to 5054 code for a protein of 1663 amino acids. The transcript has 23 exons. The record is from RefSeq and is a predicted model, not a curated record. Gene Ontology annotation, cellular component: glutamatergic synapse. Gene Ontology annotation, molecular function: protein binding.
UUCGACUCCGCGCCGUUCGUUGUCUUGUGCUCGGAGUCGGGGCUUGCGCUGCCAGCGGGAAGAUGGCGACGGAGGGAGUGAGCGGGGAGCCGGGGUCUGGCGGCAGGGACGAUCCGGCGGCGGCGUCAGCAGCGAAGAGAGAGUUUGAUGUGGACAGUCUCAGCAAAUCAGAACUGAGGAUGCUUCUGAGCAUUCUAGAAGGGGAGCUGGAAGCACGAGACCUUGUGAUCGAAGCUCUGCGGGCACGGAGGAAGGAAGUUUUUAUUCAGGAACGAUAUGGCAGAUUUAAUCUUAGUGACCCAUUUCUGGCUCUGCAGCGAGACUUCGAGGCAGGUGCUGGUGACAAAGACAAGAAAUCCACCUGUACCAACCCACUCUCUAUUUUAGAAGCUGUUAUGGCUCACUGCAGAAAAAUGCAAGAGAGGAUGGCAGCUCAGCUGGUCGCUGCAGAAAACAGACAAAAGAAGUUGGAAAUGGAGAAAUCGCAGUUGCAAGCCCUCGAAAUGGAACAUAAGAAGCUAUGUGCUCGUCUUGAGGAGGAGCGUGGCAAGAAUAAACAUGUUGUAUUGAUGCUAGUGAAAGAAUGUAAACAGUUGUCCAGCAGAAUCGUUGAAGAGGCUCAGAAGUUGGAAGACGUCAUGGCAAAAUUUGAGGAGGAAAAGAAGAAAGCCAGUGAAUUGGAGCAAUCUCUUGCCAUCGAGAAACAAAGGAGCACCCAGAUGGAGGCCCAGAUGGAAAAACAGCUUUCUGAGUUUGACACAGAAAGGGAACAACUGCAUGCCAGGCUUGGCAGAGAAGAAGCACAAACCGGCGAUCUCAAGGAAGAGAGGGAGAGGAUGAAAAAAAUGAUUGAGCAGCUGAAGAAAGAAAAUGAGAGUAAGUUGCACCCUUCUCUCCCAAGGAGAAUCAGAGAUCGAAGUUCUGUUUCUGUGUCUGUUGGGACUGAGGGACCAGCACUGAGAACACUUGCCUGUCAGACAGAUGUGACAUUAGUGGAUGGUGGAACCGAAAGCAUUAAGAAGUUGCCUUUAACUGUACCUAUAAAGCCUUCAGCUAUCAACCCUUUGCUCCCUGGACACGCAAAGAUGAACGUAUGUGCCAAUGCUUCGUUUGUGAAACCCGUCAUGGAUAGACAUUCUUCCUGCAGUGACCUGCUCCUUUCCCCUACAACCUCCAUUCUGACUCAAAGCCAAAACAGAAUUGAGGAGAAUGGACCAAGUACAUCACCCGACCUAACAAGUCUACCUUCCCCUUUUCCAAAUAACAUUGCACCCAAUAUGGCACCUCAGAACUACCUGCAAGCUUCGACCAGCACCACUGGACAUCAAGGUCUGAAUCCACGUGUCCAGGCAGCUAGAUUUAGGUUUCAGACCAACGCUAAUGACCAAGACCAAAAUGGAAACACUACCCAAAGCCCUCCAUCAAGAGAUGUGUCACCCACAAGUCGAGACAACCUAGUUGCCAAGCAACUAGCUCGGAAUACUGUCACCCAGGUCCUUUCAAGAUUUACAAGUCCUCAGGGCGCUGCCCCUGGACGGCCGGGAAUAUCACAUUCAAUAGACGUUGGCACUUAUCCUCCCCCAGUCGGUAGAAUGGGUUUAAAGACUCCCAGUGUGUCGAGGAUUGACCGAGGGAACCCUCCACCCAUUCCUCCCAAAAAGCCAGGCCUUUCACAAACGCCUUCUCCGCCGCACCCACAGCUUAAAGUAAUUAUGGAUAGUGGUCGCUCCCAUAAUGUAGGUGCCAAAACUGAGGGCAAAACCCUAGUUUCUCCUCCUUCCAGUUCACAUCAAGGAAUCAGGGUAAUAAAUGAGGAGAUUAUUUCUAAGUCCUCACCUCAGCUGCCACCAAAGCCAACAAUAGAUAUAUCUGUGGCAUCUGCAGGCUGUGCCAUACCAGCCAUGGCCACAUCUCAGGUGGGUGCCUGGCCUUCCCAAUCCCCUGGACUGAGCCAACCUGCAUGUUCAGAAAGUUCCUUUGUCAUUCCCACCACCAUUGCCUGUAGCUCCUCCAUAAACCCUCUUAGUGCUUCAUCCUGUAGACCAUGUGACUCAGACAGCCUACUGGUAACAGCAUCAGGCUGGUCUCCCUCCCUAACCCCUUUAUUAAUGAGUGGUGGUCCUGUCCCCCUGGGUGGCAGGCCCACCCUUCUUCACCAAGCUGCUGCCCAGGGAAAUGUCACUUUAUUGUCAAUGCUGCUUAAUGAAGAAGGUCUGGACAUUAAUGAUGCCUGUGAAGAUGGCUAUUCUGCCUUGUAUUCUGCUGCUAUGAAUGGACAUACAGAUUGUGUAAGAUUGCUGCUGACUUCCAAAGCACAAGUUGAUCCUGUUGAUAAAAAUGGCUUUACACCCUUAUGUUCAGCAGUUGCUCAGGGACAUUACAAAUGUGCAGAAAUAUUAAUCAUGUAUCACGCUGACGUUAAUCAUGCUGCUGAAAGGGGAGAGACACCUCUUUACUUGGCCUGUGGAAAUGGAAAUAAUGAAUGUGUCAAACUCUUGCUGGAAGCUGGAGCAGACAGAAGUGCAGAAACCUGUGAUGGCUGGACACCAUUUCACGCUGCUGUAGAUGCUGAUAAUGUGGACUGCCUACGAUUUCUCAUGUACUAUGGAAAGCCAGAAGGUGGAAAUGAUCUGAAUGAAACAAAUGCUAAUUCAUGCAUCUUUGACCUGGAGUGUGAAAAUGACAGCUUUAGCCAUAAAGCAAAGUGCACUGUUUCUGCAGAUCUCAUCAAUCACUCUGACAAAGAUGGCUGGACUGCAGCCCAUAUAGCAGCAUCAAAAGGCUUUAAGAGCUGCCUAGAAGUCUUGUGUAGUCAUGGGGGACUGGAGGCUGAGAAGAAAGAUAAAUGCGAUCGAACACUGCAUGAUGUUGCUACCGAUGACUGCAAACAUCUUCUAGAAAAUCUGAAUGCUCUCAAAGUACCACUACGGAUCACAGUUAGCCAGGUAGAGCCAGCCUCCUGUGGUGCAGAGGACCUCGAAAUGGAAAACACCAUGUGUGUGUUAAACAUCCGCAAGCAGACAGCCUGGGAUGAUUUUUCAAAAGCAGUGAGCCAGGCGGUGACAAACCAUUUCCAGGCAAUCACUUCUGAUGAAUGGAGGAGCCUAGAAGACUUGACACUUAAUAACACCCCAGAAUCCAGCAUUGGCCUCACUGUGAGCAGUAUAUUAUCCAUCAAACUUGGUAAUGUUUCAUGGUCAAUAGGUCAAACAUUUCCCCAGGCACCUUGGGAAUUUUUGAAAAAGAACCAGGUGGAACAUAUACUCAUAUUUUUGCUUGGUCCUGCGGAAGGCUCUCUGCACAGUGUGAGUUAUGCAUCUAUGAUCCAUCUUCAGACGUUGCAGAAUUAUCUCAGGCUGGUGGAACAGUACCAUAACAUUAUUUUCCAUGGUCCAGAAGGAAGUUUGCAAGAUUAUGUGGCAUAUCAGAUAGCCCUUUGUAUGAAGCACAAGCAACUGGCUGCAGGAUUCAGCUGUGAAAUAGUCAAAGUGCAGAUAGAUGCUGAUUUCUCCAAGGAGCAGCUUGCAGAAUUAUUCAUCAAUAGUGCUUGCCUGAUCCCUGUGAAACAGCCUUCUGUAAGUAACAGAAUCAUUGUGAUUUUGGAGAAUUUGGAAAAAGCUGCAUUAUCAGAAUUACUGGGGGAGUUCCUUCAUCCUCUUGAAAAUCGUGGCUCUGAGAAUCCCUGGAUGGUAAAAAAAGCCAAUGGUGUAUCUGAUGCUUAUUACUUCCAUGAGAACUGCUUCCUUAUUGGGACCAUUGCUAAGUCUCGGCUUCAAGGUUCUGACUUGAUGGUUCAACAACAUUUCCUCUGGGUUCAGCUGAGAUGGGAUGGAGAACCAAUCCAUGGCCUCCUGCAAAGGUUCUUGCGAAGAAAGCUCUUAAGUAAGUUCAAAGGAAAAAUGCCUCCUCCAUGUGAUCCCAUGUGUAAGAUUGUACAGUGGAUUCUUGCAGUCUGGCACCAGCUGAACUCAUGUUUAUCACGCCUUGGUGCCCCUGAAGCACUUGUUGGACCGAAGCAUUUCCUUUCCUGUCCAGUGGUGCCUGGUCACAGCCACACAACAGUGAAGUGGAUGUCCAAAUUAUGGAAUGCAGUCAUUGCUCCCCGAGUUCAAGAAGCAAUUCUCUCCAGGGCUUCUCUGAAAAGACCUUCUACACUGGGACAGAUGGUAGUCAAGAAAAGUCCAAGUCAAGGGCAACAAGCUGUGGUAAAAGCCGCUCUCAGCAUUCUACUAAAUAAAGCUGUUCUGCAUGGAUGUCCUCUUCCCAGAGCAGAACUGGAUCGAUACAUUGCUGAUUUUAAAGGAGGAAACUUCCCACUCUCCAUGGUAUCAAACUAUAAAAAUUGUCCUAAGAAAAGAGGGGAAAGUACUGCUUGGAGAAAAGUAAGCACAAGUCCUCGUAAGAAGGCUGGCCACUCAUCAGCCCAGUCCUGGAGCAAAAAAGAAGAAAAUGCAGAAGGUGUCAAAACAAAGAAUAUAUUGCAGGGAAAUGGCAACAAAACAGCUUCCUUAACAAAAGCAAAUCUAGAAGAUGAUCUACUAAGUACAUUAAACCUGGAGCAGAAGCUUUCCCUGGGUUCUGAUGAUGAGGUAGACCUUGUGCAGGAACUUCAAAAUAUUUGUUUAAGCAAAUCAGAAUCUGACAUAAGCAAGAUUGUAGAUUCAAAAGAUGAGCUGAGGAUGAUGAUCAGUACUUCUCAGAAGGAUUCUGUGUUGUCAGCAAAAGUCAUUAAUGCAAAUAUAUCAGCAUCACAGCAGGAUGAAAAUCCUGGGACCUGUCCUCUCAGCAGCAGUCAAGCUGUGGAAUGCAGCAACAGUAAAUCAAAAACUGAGUCUUUCAAGAGUGGUGUUUCAAGAGUGAAAUCGUUUCUUCCUGUGCCCAGAAAUAAAGUCAGCCAGUCUUCUCAGAACACUAAACGCAGCAGCAGCAGCAGCAGCAGCAGCAGCAGCAGCAGCAGCAGCAGCAGCAAUACAAGGCAAAUAGAGGCAGUCAAUGACUCAAAAGAGGAAAUUUGGAACAUGCACAAAAAAAUACAACUUGAAAAAUACGAAUAAAUAUAUCCAUCUACCAUUCAUCUUCCCCUCCAGUCUUUGCAUACUCAGUUCUCAUGGAGAACAAAUUCAUUCACACGUGUAAAUAAUUUUAAAAUUAUUUUCUCAGUUAUAUAAUGUAUCUAUGGGACCACAGUUUAAUUUUUAUGUAAAUAAGCUGUUUAUAAUGAAAAUAUUAGAUUAUAUUAAAUUGAACUUUAGAAGUGGAAAGUGAUAGCUUCAUAAAUGAUUUUCUAUUUGAAAAUGUUUUAUUGUUUAAUUAUAUUCAGGGUAUCACAACAGAAAGUUUGUGUGUGUGGGUGUGCGUGCGUGUGCGUGUGUAUAAAUAAAUACAUAGAAAUAAAUAAAUAUAUUGGAUUUGAUUCAGAGAUACUUGUGUACAAAAAAGAUAGGACUACGUGUGAGUUUCAGUGGAGACACACAGAUUUUCCAUUGAAAUAAGAUGCAGAAAGCCCAUGUGGAAAGAUCAAUUGGCUGUCUAUGCUGCAUUGUCAGUGUGGCCAUCUUUGCAUCUGCAUCACCUUGUUCAGAGACUGAUCUGCAGGUCUACUGUGUUAGUGUGGGAUUCCCAUGUGUCAAGAGCCAAUGCGGAUUUCUGCAUGUGGAAAACUAAGUAGUGGGUCUGCUUUUAUUUCCUGUGUCUUGUGGGAUCCUGCAGGGUGUUACUCAUGUGAAAAUGCUCUUCUCUGUGUGUGUUAACAUCUCUACUGCCUGCAACAGAAUUCCUGGACUGGGGUGAUUAACCUUAUAUAGUUCUAUGCUGAGUUCCUGUGGUAUAUUUCAUACAUUGGGUUGCACAAUUCUGUACAGUUCUGGCUUAAAACUACUAUACAUGUGUUUUCAAGGCAAAAAAACUAACAAAAUAAAACUAUGUUCACUUUCUGAAAAGUGAAGGGAAUGUGGCAAUAAUGGGAAGAAUAGGGAUACUGCCCAGUUACAGUUAUAAACUGCAUUAAAUAUUUCAGUUGCCCAUUUAUUGGGUAGUUUGGCUUAUUUCUUGUCUCUUGUUGCUUUGAUUUUGCAUUUUAGCACCUGUAUGAAUUACAUUUUGCACACAGACUUUGCCUCUCUGGAAAAACAAAAUACCGAACCAAUCUGUGAGUAUUUGUCCCAUACCAUUGGGCAGGGUGGAGGGAAAUCAUAAGAAAGAGAACACUUGCAUACAUUGUUCUAUAUGCUAUUUUUAAAAAAUCCCCCACUUCCUUAGUUUUGACACAUGCUAAUAUUUAGGGCAUUUUUCACUGAAAAAUCUGUUUCUCAUAAUGGGGAGCACUAGAUGAACCAAAGGGAAAGCAGCAGCAAUAACUUGGGGGAGGGAAGGACACAUGUGAUUUACCUACUCGUGUAUUAUGUCUGAAAUAAUGUUUAGCUGCUAUUCACUAGCAGUGGAGCAAGGACAAGAUCUUCCACCUCUUUCUAAGCUCUUUUCCCUUUGCAAAAGAUUGUGUUCCUUCAGUGUUCAUGGGGGCCACAGCUGGUUCUGGUGUACAUCUUCUAAGACCCUGUCUUGAUAUGACACCUCUGUAAAAUGAAUGCACAUAGGUUCCUUAAGGAAAGUCUUCAUGGCCACCUGGUGAAGGACUUUGCACUUGCUUUGGCAAUGCUUUGAAGAUAAUGGUACCAACAUCUUGGCAAGAGAGUUUGUAAAAAUAAAAUCAGCAGUAACAUUAAGUGCCCUCCUGGAAUUUCACU